Gorilla gorilla gorilla (western lowland gorilla) is the source of this 7556-nucleotide messenger RNA. Its product is annotated as spidroin-1-like. The coding region runs from base 1 to 1005 and encodes 334 amino acids. The record is from RefSeq and is a predicted model, not a curated record. Lineage: Eukaryota; Metazoa; Chordata; Mammalia; Primates; Hominidae. The transcript has 6 exons.
AUGUUCGCCGCCGCCGCCACUGCCUCCCUUCACUGGCGACCCGGCAGCGGCAGCAGCAGCGGCGGCGGCUCCCUCCGCAGCGGCGGCGGCGCCCCCUCCCCUUCUCGGCACGGCCCCCUCCCCUCACACAGAGGCACCUCGAGGAGCGGCGGGCGGGGCGGUGUAGGCGCUGCUGCCGCCGCCUCCUCAGGAGCACCCGGCAAGGGGCCGCAGGAGAGAAGCCCUCGAGCUUUCGUCGGUGCUGGUGCUGCCGCCACUGCCGCCGCCGCCGGGAAUCACACGGGCUCCUCCGUCCCAGGCUGCAGCUCUUGUUGCCAUGAUGAUGAUGUCACGGACGCAACCACUGGGGGGAGGGGAGAGGGGGGUGUGUGUGGCGAAGGGAGGCUGCGAGUAGUGCGGGGGAGGGGGCUCGGCGGGAAAAGGAGCGAGAGGGCGGGCGCCCGGGCGGGACACGGAGGGCGGGGGCCGAGAAGGUGCUUUCUCCCCCACCCCGGGCACGCGGCGAGGGAGGCGGCCGACGGCUGGCAGGGCCCGCGCGGGAUCGAUGACUCGGCUGGCGGGCACGGUCACCUGGGUGAGGGGCAGCGGAAGGGGCGGCGGAGCACCGAUCUCAUGGAUGGGCUCCGAGGGGCUUGCGGGAGGGGGGGGGCCAGUGUUCGGGGCCGUUUUGGCGGCUAUGCAGGAUUGGCAGGAGCUGCGGUGCUCACACUUGCCUCGCCGACCGCCAUUUCACAUCCAGCAGAGGAGGCGGGGGCAGCCGCUGAGACGGUUUUUCACAAGGUGCAUUUUAAUGGUUACCAGGUUGCCACGUAUUUGAAGUGGUGUGAGAGCUACUCGUUUGGAACGGUUGUGGAUUUUCAAAUAGGAAAAUCAAAAGGCCCAAAGAGACAGCUCACUGGGUCUCACGAUGUUGCCCAGGCUGGUCUUGAACUGCUAGGCUCCUCCCAACUCAACCUGCCAACUAGUUGGGACUACGUGGUACAAAUGUGUCCUCUACCAGAGUGACUUCAGUAAAUGUGGAGUUAGUUGGAAAGGAUGCUGACAAUCAGAAGCUGGCUUCAGUAUAUGACCUAGUUUCCAGCAAUCAGAUGUACCCAUUCAGGACAUGGAUGUGAGAGCAAGCAACAUGAUGCUUCAACUGCACUCAGGGAGAUAAGUAUCUUCUGACAAAUACCAUGAAGGAGGUAUCUGGUUCCUCUGGGUAGGUAGGGAGGAGUUGUGGCAUCUGUUCUAGAGUCAUAGGUGCUGACUGGCAGGCAGUGCUGGGAUGGGUUUCCACUAGAAUAGCUUUGUGAUGUGGGAUGGGUGUUCUUUGUGGUUUGGUUUUUCUUGGAUGUUGUUUCUAGCUUGGUUUAUCCAAGUCUGGUUCUCUGGCCCUCUGAGAGAUCUGUGAACUAAAUAGUAUCUUUUAAUCCCUUUUUGCUUCAACCAGCCCAGUCACAGCCAGCUACAUAAUUUGUGGAGCCCAGAGCAAAAUGAAAACUUUUGAGUCUAGUUCAUCUGAUAAGGGAUCAAAAAAUACAACUUGUAUGUGAACUUGUGCAAAUGUGUGAAACAAGGUGACAGGGCAGAAGCAAGAAAAUGAAGCUGAAAUGAAAUCCACCUCUCAAAGCAGACAUGAGACUCUACCACCCCAGAACCCAUCUGAGAGGAAUUUAAAUCUCAGGAAAGUAGCAGCUUUCUUCAAGUUUCUGAGUAACUGAACCUUGUAGAUAACAACAGAUUGGAAGAUAGAAUCAGUUAAUCCCUGAACUCAAGGAACCCUUGGCCCAUAGCCCAGACAAUACAGCAUGCUGAAAAUUGGUCUGGUCCCAGCCUCACGUAAACCUGUUUCUCGUCUCCUGAGAAGAAUGCAGCUUUUGACCACUGCCCAGUGUGAGAGCGCGGCCUCACUGUUACACCUCAAUGAAGGCAAGAACAAGUGGUUUGCAGUGGAGGGCAUCGCCUGGAAGGUGGCAAAGGCCAGGCAGGUACCUGCGGCCCAGCUGCUGCUCGACGAUGAGGCUGGCAGCCAAGUCUAGCACCAGCCUUUUCAAAAGCAGCCCUUUUGAUAACACUGAUUACAUUUCCCUCACCGGAGCCUUGGGCUAAUUGAGCAACAGCCAACUUCUCUGGGUAACAAAGAGGAGGGGAAAGUAAUCCAAACACAGGUUUUAUUAUAAAAACCAGGGAGUGAGAGAAGUAUGUUUAUUCUGUAAGAUAACACACCUGCUCGGUGCCUGGGAGGCUCAUUUCCAUCAGUUGCCAUGGCAAACUCGUUAUACUUCAAGGCCAUGUGGCUUUGUUUCCUUUUGGGAUCUGGUCCUUGUCCUACCUUUUCUAACAACUCCAACACAAUGACAUGGAAGCCUGCGACAGCAUAAUUGAUUUCUCCUUCCCUCUAUCAACGGUUCACAUUUGUUCAGCACAGGACUGAGUCUGCCUUCUCCUUUGAACUCCUUGCUAAGCAUGAAGGCAUGCUUCAGAGAGCCACCCUCAUUAACAUUCCAGGUCCCUCUUCCCUGUCAGCAAUAAACAAGCCCUGCAUCAAUGGCCUCCUGCCUUCCACUUUUACAAAUGAGUGGCUCAGUUCCAUGUUUUGCUGCUGAUCCAGGUGCCCAGGCGCAUACAACGCGAGGCUAAGAAGCACGCGGGAGGGACUAAAAAUAGAACAGCAGUUUUGGAUGCAUACCAGAGCAGCUACUUCAUCUCAACUUGCUUUGCACACUAAGCCUAAUGGGAUCCAUCAGGCAUGAGUUCUCUCGCGCACUAGCUCCCUCCCUCUCCCCUCUCUCCCCAGCUGCCGAUUUCCAUCAGCGCCUUCCUGGUGAAGGGAGCAAAGGGAGGUCAGGCAAGGGACAAGAAAUGUGUGCCCUUAUGGUUUUCGUUUACAAGCCCUGGGAGAUCUGGGGGCUGCAGUUACUCCUUCCAUAAGAGAGUUUCUAGAAAAAAAGCAGGCAGGCCCAGAACAUGGUCACCUCUGCCCAGGUACACUUUGGUCCAAGACUUUCAUUGUUUAGCAAAGCCUCAAAUAUCACUUCCUAAUCACCCAAUACCUAUAACCUGGACCCAUGCUCCUAUAUUCUUUGAAAAGUUAAGUAGAAAACUAAAGUACACUGAGUGUUCCUCUUACAGAUCCCACCUGCUUGCUUGAGGCUAAGAAUUUGGGAGCAAAUGCACAGUGAGUUGGCAACACAUGACUGCCAGGGUCUGCAAAAGCCACCCACCUGCCACCAAGUACCCUAUCCAAAAGUGAUCCUAUCCUAAAGCAUUUUCCAAUAGAAAAUGGAAGAAGUCAUAUGCAGUUAGGAACAUGCUAUCCUGCCUGGGCACAAUACCUCCCAGCAUGCCAGCCGUGUUGACUGAGCGAGGCUCCUUUGUGUGCUAAAGUGCCUCGUGCAGCCUCCCUCAAAAGGCCAGCCAGCAUGACCAUACGUUUCUCAUGUCUACAUCCAAAAGGUAAUGCGGAUGUUCCAAACAGCUAAGUAUUAUUCCAAGAAGUGCCAUUUUUGUGGAAUCAGAAUUGUGAUAGGAAGGGCUGGACACAGUGGCUCAUACCCGUAAUCCCAGCACUUCAGGAGGCUGAGGCGGGCAGAUCACUUGAGGUCAGGAGUUAGGAGUUCGAGACCAGCCUGGCCAAUGUGGUGAAAUGCAGUCUAUACUAAAAAUGCAAAAAUUAGCCGGGCUUGUGGUGGGUGCCUGUAGUCCCAGCUCCUAGGAAGGCUGAGGCAGGAGAAUCGUUUGAACAUGGGAGGCAGAGGCUGCAGUGAGCUGAGAUCAUGGCACUAUUGUACUCCAGCCUGGGCGAUAGGGUGAGACUGUCUCAAAAAAAAAAAAAAAAAAAAAGAAUGGUGACAGGAAGAUGAAUAUCACAGUAUUUAAAAAUCUUUUUCAUUGUUGAUGUUUUGGAGAUUGGCCAGAUACAACUAAAAGAAACUGAUCUGGGCCAGGUGAGGUGGCUCACGCCUGCAAUCCUAGUACUUUGGGAAACCAAGGUGGGAGGAUUGUUUGAGCUAGGGGGUCAAGACAAGCCUGGGUUGAACAUAAUGAGACCCGGUCUCUACAAAAAAAAUUUUUUUUUUUUUUUUUGAGACGAAGUCCUGCUCUGUUGCCCAGGCUGGAGUGCAGUAGUGCGAUCUCUGCUCACUGCAACCUCCACCUGCCUGGUUCAAGCAAUUCCCCUGCCUCAGCCUCCCAAGUAGCUGGGAUUACAGGCAUGUGCCACCAUGCCCAGAUAAUUUUUUUUGUAUUUUUAGUAGAGACGGGAUUUCACUGAUCUCAAACUCCUGACCUCAGGCAACCUGCCCACCCUGGCCUCCCAAAGUGCUGGGAUUACAGGUGUGAGCCACUGUGCCCAGCCAAAAUUUUUAAAAAAUAAACUGGGCAUGGUGGCAUGCACCUUUGGUCCUAGCUACUCAGGAGGCUGAGGUGGGGGGAUCACUUGAGCCCGGGAGGUUGAGGCUUCAGUAAGCCGUGAUCAUGCCACUGCACUCCAGCCUGGGUGGCAGAGCAAGACCAUGUCUCUAAAUAAAUAAAUAAAUAAGUUGAUCUGACUAAUAGCAGAUUUUGUCUGUAAGUGUCAGGCAAGUGUCAAGACCUUUUACAUUGUGCUUCAGUUUCAUAUAAUAGCAGUAUAAGAUAAAUAUGCCAAGCCACUUCAAGAAAAGUCAUACUUCAUAUAAUCACAGCAAUAAUCAAUUCCCCAAAGAAUUUCUAACGGAACAAGUUGCAACAUGAUCAUCUAAUCCUCCAGUCACUAGAGGAUGGAGGUACUUCUUCCCUCAGGGAGAGGGAAGUAUCUCUUCAGGGAGACACCAGGUCAUUUGUUGAACACAUCUACUGUGAAAAACCAGAAAGCUUUCUAGAUUCAUCAAAUAAAUGUCUGCAGUCUGGAAAUCAGAACAUCUGGGUUCUAGUCCUAGGAUGACCUUAGACAAGCCACGGCUGCUCUGCGCCCUGCUUUCCUUGUGUAUAAAACAAAGCUGCAGGGAUAUAUGAUUUCUAGGGUCUCUUUCUAGACUGAAAGUUCCAUAACAGAAAUAAAUGAUCUGAGAAUUUAAUUGAUUUUCGUGCUUUCUUUCUUCCUUUUUUCCCCCCCUUUGGUUGUUGUUGUUUAUUUGGUUAGUAGGCUAAAAUAGAACUAUUUUUCUUGGAAAAUAGUGCAUAAUUCUCUGGGAUGAGAGGCAUUUCUUCUCUGUGGUAUUUUCCCACAGUGUAACUUUCCUUCUCUUUUCAUUUGCCACUAGGAGGUGGGUCUCACUGAUUCUUCCUGGUUCAUUAAGAAGAAACAGAAAGAUCCUGUGUUUUCAGAGACUUUCUGGAUCAUUUCCCAUGAUCAUAGGGCUUUGCAAUCCAUUUGGCAAAGGUGGUGGUGACAAUGGGGUGUUUGGCAAAGUGGAUGAGGUAGUUGACGAAGCAGCUGGGGUAAAGAAAAAUGCUCUUGGCAAAACAUCAUGAAACUAGGCUGGAAUGUUCAAAAUGGAGAACUUGCAUCCCUUGCUGAGAUGACUCUGAUAAAAAUUCUGUCUUUAAAGAGGUGAUUUAUUUAACAGGAAACAAAGAAAAACGUAUCAACAGCAAUAAUUUUUCUGAGCACUGAGCUGAGAAAUAGCUAGUCUAAUACUUUGAUUGUAGCCAUGUACUGAGACCUCUUUGAACAAUCUAGAAGUUAAAAUAGAUUUGAAACCAGUCACUAAAAUUUAAAACUACAUUUAAAAUUCCAAAUUAGUCAUCAAAUAUUAGAUAAGAACCUAACCUUGCAUUCCACAAACCCACCCCUCAAAUCGGUGUAAGUAAGUCUGAAUAAAGCCUUGGGGCUAAGAGGUUAUUUUUACUAAGUCAGCCCUACCCCACUUCCACCCCAAAAAUAUCUAAAGAUGAAUGCCUGAGGACCAGCAUAACAUCUAAAUCAACUGAGUGUUAAUCUUAUUGUCAGUGCUCUCAAAUAGUUGUUACAAUUCCUUUGAUGGGCCGGGCGUGGUGGCUCAUGCCUGUAAUCCCAGCACUUUGGGAGGCCGAGGCGGAUGGAUCACGAGGUCAGGAGAUCAAGACCAUCCUGGCUAACACGGUGAAACCCCGUCUCUACUAAAAAUACAAAAAAUUAGCCGGGCAUGGUGGCAGGUGCCUGUAGUCACAGCUACUCGAGAGGCUGAGGCAGGAGAAUCACUUGAACCCGGGAGGUGGAGGUUGCAGUGAGCUGUGAUUGCACCACUGCACUCUAGCCUGGGUGACAGAGCGAGACUACGUCUCAAAAAAAAAAAAAAAAAUGCUUUGAUGUUGGUGGUCAUCAGAUCUCAUAGAAAUUUCAGGGGCCAAGCUUUCGUCACUUGGCCAAGUGCGUGUGUGUGUGUAUGUGUGCAUGUGUGUGUGUCUGUGUGUACUUUUUGGUUUGUUUUUUUGCUACCAGUGCUACCAGCUGUAACACUUUAAUGACUCUUUGUGGAACACCAGGGACCACUGCUCAUCAACCACCUGGGGUAAGCAGAGUGGAAGGAAUGAGUGGUUCAGAGCUUAGGACAGGUCUCUGAAGGGAGGAAGGGUUAAUAACAUCACAUUGCUAAAUCUUUGCAAACUAGAAACAUUUCAGAGUAAUUGCUGAUGUCAUUUUAUUUACAAACGUGUGUCGAAUCCUUAAUGAUGGUGUCACCUCAGACUAAAAAAGAGAAUGAAAAAAGAGAAAGAAGACUUGAAGUUUGUGUUUGGGUGUUUUCCAGGUUAUCCAAAUAUGAAAGUCAGUUCUACCAGGUCUCAAAACUACGGAACUAAUGUUACAUGUCAGAAAGUCUUACAAAUGAGUACUUAUGUUAUGCUAGUUUUUCUUCUCUUUUCCUAUUUUUUAAAGAACAAAGACAUUCGUCUCACCCAAUAGACAUCUAAGUUAUAAAGUAAAUGAAACUAGUGUUCUUUGCAAUGCAUUAGCAAUGUUUCUUAUUUAUAGUUGACAAGUAUUUGUCCUUUCCCUGUGCUGACAUAUAAGAGCUGGACUGGGCUGGGCGUGGUGGCCCCCAUCUGUAAUCCUAGCACUUUGGGAGGCCAAGGCAGGUGAAUCACUUGAGCCCAGGAAUUCGAGACUAGCCUGGACAACAUGGCAAAACCCUGCCUCUACAAAAAAUACAAAAAUUAACCAAGCAUGUUGGUGCACACCUAUAGUCCCUGCUACUUGGGAGGCUGAAGUGUAAGGGUCACCUGAGCCCGGCAAGGUCAAAGCUGCAGUGAGCUGAGACUGUGUCACUGUACUGCAGCCUGGGAAAGAGUGAGACCCUGUCUCAAAAAAAAGAAAAAAAAAAAAAAAAGGUGGACUGUCUUGUAGCACAAGUGAGCCUUGUUUAAGAGGCUAGUAGAUAAAGAAGGGAAGCAGUAGCUUUCAGCCCCAAAAAGUCUUCAUUGUCUUAGUAGCUUGGGCCAUAAUUAAAGCCAUCCCACCUUUAUAGUUUACGUAGAUUUGAUACAUGUAUACUUAUUUUAUAUAUGGAUAUGUGUAUGUGUUCUUUUUCUGGAGACCAGGUAAACAAGAUAUAUAGAUACAGAUAGAUAUCCAAAAUUAUCAACCUGAGGGUAUUGUUGAAGAUUUUUUUUUU